Molecule: messenger RNA, 207 nt
Organism: Protopolystoma xenopodis
Lineage: Eukaryota; Metazoa; Platyhelminthes; Monogenea; Polystomatidea; Polystomatidae
Source: the annotation of a GenBank genome assembly
GUAGAGGCUGGUUUACCAGGCCGGGUCGGAGGUCGAGCACCUCCUGUUGCCGGCCGGCUCCACGGCACGAAAGCAGUUGCCAUGACCAGACUGGGCAGGGAUUCAUCUCCGCGGGCGACUGGCUCGAGUCAAGCAGCCGACUCGCAGCGUGUCAACAGAGCCGUCGGCUUCGCUCAGGCUCAGUCUCACAACUCGACUGGCCGAUAG